Messenger RNA from Helianthus annuus (common sunflower), 749 nucleotides. Its product is annotated as nuclear transcription factor Y subunit B-3. The record is from RefSeq and is a predicted model, not a curated record. Gene Ontology annotation, molecular function: protein heterodimerization activity; RNA polymerase II cis-regulatory region sequence-specific DNA binding; DNA-binding transcription activator activity, RNA polymerase II-specific. The coding region runs from base 35 to 529 and encodes 164 amino acids. Gene Ontology annotation, cellular component: CCAAT-binding factor complex. Gene Ontology annotation, biological process: regulation of transcription by RNA polymerase II. The transcript has a single exon. NCBI's taxonomy places the organism in Eukaryota, Viridiplantae, Streptophyta, Magnoliopsida, Asterales, Asteraceae.
CCUCAACCAUUUUCCAACUAUUUUUGUUCAAUUUAUGAACAACAUUUUAAUGGCGGAUUCGGAUAACGAAUCCGUGCUGCUUCGGGAGCAAGAUAGGUUUCUCCCGAUAGCGAACGUGAGCCGGAUCAUGAAGAAAGCGGUUCCUGCCAACGGGAAGAUAUCAAAAGAGGCCAAGGAGACGGUGCAGGAGUGUGUGUCCGAGUUUGUUAGCUUCAUCACGGGCGAAGCGUCGGAUAAGUGUCAAAGAGAGAAGAGGAAGACGAUCAACGGUGAUGAUUUGCUAUGGGCAAUGACGACUUUAGGGUUUGAGGAUUAUGUGGAGUCGUUGAAGGUUUAUUUGCAAAAGUUUCGAGAUAUGGAAGGGGACAAGACUGCGGUUGUAGGGCGGAUAGGGGAGGAGAAGGAGAAUGAGAACCAGAACGAGAACGAGGGUAGUUUUUAUGAUCAUAGUGGCGGUCGCCUUAACGGAUCGUCAGGGUACUACCAGAUGCAAGUGCCUCAUAAAUCAAGACUGGUUUAUCACUAUUGAUAUAUGGUCCGGUAAAUGGCUGUCGUGACCAAAUAAGUGUAACCAAAUUUUGAAAUAAUGAUCUUUUAGUAGUUUAAUGAAACAAAGUGCUUGUAGCUCAACGGUAACAAAGACUAUAGUAUAGGUUUAUCUUACUCAAAGGAUUGAUGUUCAGUCUUACUUUUACGGUAGGCAUUUGUGUAAAUUUAGGGGUAGUUUUAACGAGUGUAUGAGUUAAUUU